UGAUCGGGUUUAUUAUGAUUAUAUAUAGUAUGCUGUUCAUAAUCAUCUUUGUGCAGUAUCAAAGAUGGGUUACAUGGUCGUGGAGAAACACACAUCUGAUCUUCUCCAUCUGAAGAGGUCUCCUGGGAUUAGAUCAUGGUCCCUCCUUGUUGGAAUUGCUUCAGUUGGACUAGCAGCAGCCUAUUACAGCGCUGACAGCAUAUUAUGGAAGAUGUUCUAUGUGACUGGCUGUUUUUUUGUAGCCCUACAGAAUAUGGAGGAAUGGGAGGAGGCAGUAUUUGACAAAUCUAAGAGUGAGAUCGAAUUAAAGACGUUUAGUGUUGAUGUGGAGGCACUUGCUGCACUUCUGAAGCGCUUCUUGGGUCUUGAAGAGUUACAGCGACGUUUGGCAGAAGAAGAGCUUCCUGAUGAUGACGACAUUGAAGAUCUGGGAUUGGGCGAUAGCAGUGAUUCAAAAGAUGAAGAUGAACUUUAA
Messenger RNA from Sinocyclocheilus grahami, 475 nucleotides. RefSeq lists its product as uncharacterized. The transcript has 6 exons. The record is from RefSeq and is a predicted model, not a curated record. Lineage: Eukaryota; Metazoa; Chordata; Actinopteri; Cypriniformes; Cyprinidae. Bases 65 to 475 code for a protein of 136 amino acids.